AUGCUGGAUCCGGAACAGGGGUCUCUACAGCGGUUAACAACACUCCACUUUAACACCGGGCCCCGCUGCGGCGACUACACACUCUCCAAUCAGCGUGGCCUGUGGGGUACAAAAAUAGCCCCUGCACGGUCGUCAGGCUUGAAGCGCCAGAUCGGCAGCACUGCAUGGGAUGAGGUCGAUCGAGUCAAAAUCUCUGAAGAAAGGCGAUUUUUCUCACCCUUUGACUACAUGGAUGAGAUGGUCAUCAACUUUGAACAGAGUUACGAAAUUACCCCGACCUCUUACGCAGAGUGUGGUGACAAAACAGUGUCCUAG
This is a messenger RNA of Penicillium maclennaniae, 315 nucleotides long. RefSeq lists its product as uncharacterized. Bases 1 to 315 code for a protein of 104 amino acids. The transcript has 2 exons. Lineage: Eukaryota; Fungi; Ascomycota; Eurotiomycetes; Eurotiales; Aspergillaceae. The record is from RefSeq and is a predicted model, not a curated record.